Molecule: messenger RNA, 409 nt
Organism: Paraglomus occultum
Lineage: Eukaryota; Fungi; Glomeromycota; Glomeromycetes; Paraglomerales; Paraglomeraceae
Source: the annotation of a GenBank genome assembly
AUGACUUUUAAAUCAACAAUUGUAAUUCUCUUGUUUGCGCUUCUUUGUCUAUUGGGUCACGUCAGUGCAAAAACACCUGUCGGUGCAGUCAGAGUCGAUCUCCAAUAUGGAGAAGAAUUACCUGAUAAAGAUCCAGGAGCCGACCUCAGCGACCCGUAUGUUAAGUUAUGGGUCGAUGGAAAUCCUAAACAAAAGUCGAAAGUCGUGCAUAAUGACUUAGACCCUACUUUUUAUCAGACUUUUUACUUCCUACUUUACCCGGGUUUUCAAAAUCUCCAUUUUGAAGUUCGAGAUCGUGAUCCUGGUCAUAAACAUGACGAUCUGCUGGGUAGGUCUGUAAUUAAUUUGAACGGUUUUUGUAAACCAGCUCCAACUUCGUGCUCUGAUACCGCAUUUGCCGUGUUAGACG